This is a messenger RNA of Xyrichtys novacula (pearly razorfish), 5035 nucleotides long. The record is from the annotation of a GenBank genome assembly. NCBI's taxonomy places the organism in Eukaryota, Metazoa, Chordata, Actinopteri, Labriformes, Labridae.
AUGCAUACACGAUCUUUGUUUCUCAGCGUCUUGACGUGUCCUCAGUGGGGGAAGUUUGCGGAUCUUGAAGAUUCUGCAGUUUGAAACAGGAAACAUGUGUUUAAGUAGUUCAGUUUGCCACAAAAAGACGCUGUAAGUGUGUUUUUAUUAAAUGUUAAAAUCAUGUUAGAGUUGCGGGAGUGUGCGGACCAUCAUGCAGUGGAGGAGACACUCAGCCGGACUUAUUUUCAGCUGCGUGUUCGUGGUUUCAUAUUUCACUAACAAGGUAAGGGAAAAACCAUAAAAACGAAGAGGUUUGACCUCUACUUCAAGGAAAAAAGACACAAUUUGUGAGAAAAAUGCAAACCUUCAUAUUGUGUGUUUUUUAUCCACACAUUUAACACUAGGAGUAAGUUAAAACAAGGUUCCAUGUCACUUUUAGCCGUGUAUAAAACAUGACUGAUUCCUCAGAAAUAUGCACAAAAUUGCGGUUUAACCAUCAUCAACUGUAGUAACUAUUAUAUGAAAACUGUUUAAACCCAUUUUGACUCGCUCUUCCUACGAGGCGUGACCCAUCCAUCAAAGCAGCUUUUUCAUUAUAACACCAACUCUUAUUUUGGUGGGAAACAUACAGGAAAUGAAAGAGAGUAGGUUGUAAUAAUUUAAAGUGUUUAACAGCAUAAUACAUUGAUAUAUGAUGUGUAUGUAAUAUACGGCAUUUUGGGCUCACAUAAUGAGGAAGUUGCAUAAUUGAGAGGUUUGGUUAAAGCACAUAUCAGAAAGAUAAAGUUACAAAACGUCAUUUAUUUAAAAUGAACUUUUCUUUCCUUUUGUUUUUACAGUUUGUCCUCUCAGUGUUAAAGUUUACGUAUCCAACUUUAUUUCAAGGGUGAGUAACAAACAGUAAUGACUAUAUGCAUUAUUUUUCAGUAAUUGUAAAGUAUGUGGGGGUGAAAAAGAGUAAACUAGUCACUUCAAAGGAAGUCAAUACUGCUGCUCUCUACUUUAAGUAAAUGCUUGUUCAUGAAUCCUCUUAAAUCUUUGAAAUGUGUCAAAAUAAUGCUGUUUCCUAUCAUAACCACACUGCAUGUUUCAGAUGGCAGACACUUAUUGGAGCUGUCCUGCUUCUCCUCUCUGGGAAACUGGGCUGGGUAGAGAUGACCCGUAUCUCCAGGUAAUGCUUUUGCACGACUGUGGAAUUUAGAUCUGGCUGUUUUCUGCAGCUCACAUCAGGUGAAUUUAUUUUCAGAGGUUUUCAAAUGUAUUUUGUUGUUGUCUUACAGAUCAGCAGCUCUAUCGUGGCUCCCAGCCUCCCUCCUGUUUGUAGGAAACAUAUACGCUGGUUCCAGGGCCUUGUCACGCAUAGUGCGUUAUAUCACCUCCACCUUUACCCCCAGGAUCUUUUCAGUUUAGCAGAUAUUGUUUUCCGCACAAAUGUGAGAUAGCUACAAUGUUUAAAAUCUCUGCUUUUUUCGCCUCUCUGUGUAGGACAUUCCCUUCUUUUUCACUCUGCAGAAUUCCUCUCACGUUGUCAGUUUUAUAAUCCUGAAGGCCGUCCACAGAGAGGUAAGAGUCUACUGUGUGUGAUGUGUACAAUAUGUUCAGUACACUCCUUCAUUCUAUUCACUGGAGAGGACAGUAAAGUACAGCUUCUCUCUGAUUUGUGCUCAAACAGAAACAUAAAGUUAUCUUGUAACACUCUCUCUGAUUAAAAUCUCUGACCUCUUUUGUCACCUACAGAAGGUGCACAGACUGAAACUUGUCAGGUUGGUGAUUUUCUUCUUUGCAAUUUUCUUUAAGAAGCAAACACACUUAUAGGCAUUAAAUGUAAAAAAAUAUUGACACUUUCCUCAUGAUAUGACUGCGUAUAUAUAUAUUUUUUUCUUGUAGUGUCUGUCUGAUGCUGCUGGCAGCCAUCAACCUGCCCCACUAUGACCCUCAGGUAAUAACUCAUUAUCAUAUCAUAGACUUCACAUCACAAUGCCUGACUUCCCUGUUUGUAUGUUAUUAGUCUACUUAGUAAACUUUGAAAUAUUUGGAAGAGGUUUGAGUUAAUUUCCCACAAUAUGUCAGCAUUUGAAUCUUUUCCUCUUUUACAGUUUGACUACAGUGGUUACCUUUGGGCUGUUGGUCACCUAUCUUGUGUUGGUAAGUCUACUUUUACUAAGAGAUGCUACACUGUUUUCUUUUAAUGACUCAGAAAUAUUUUAAAGAGAACAUCAGAGGCCUGAGAACUGAGCCUAAACACCUAAAGAGAACUGGAGUCCAAAGUAAGGUGCAGACAAGUUCAGGUGAGAACAGUCAGUGAUGAUCAAGAUUUUUAAGAUAAAAGGAUCCAAAAAUGACUUCAUUUAUGAGUCAGUAAUGUGAGUUAGAUAAUUGGAACAUCAGAGGACUGAGGAUUAAGCCCUGAGGGACACCUCUGAUAACUAAAAAACAAAUGUAGUCAAAUGUGAGGUGUGGAUAAGCAAGAAGAGUCAGUGGUGAUGAAGAUAUCUAGGAUGACUCAAUAAUUCUUGACCUAUGACAGUUACACUUUUAUUACCUUUGUGAUACUGAUGUUGUGGGUGUCCUUUCUAAGGUUAAACUGUGUGUCUUGGUGCCAAAACUAAGUCUUGAAAACAGGGAAAUACUGUUCAUUUAAAAAGCUUACAUGAUGUAUUCUGAACUAAAAGGAUAAGUUUGAUUUUUUCUUAUUUUUCAGGCACAUACAGAGUGCUUCAAGUUCACUACAAACCUGCUAAUUUGAGGUAUGUCCAUGCACAUUAGUGUGCUAUUGAUAAGAGAUAAAUUUUCUAUUAUCGUUUUGUUUUUAGAUUGUAUAGUUUAAAGUAUACCAUGGUUAUUUAGUGCUCUGUUUAUUUGUCUUGUCUUGACUUAUUUUUAUUUUACCUUGCCACUGUACAGCACUUUACCUGACUUGCAUAGGUACUUCGCUGUGCUGCUGCUGGUUCAGUGUAGUAGAAGAAUCUGUGUCUGUACUUAAACGGUGGAAACUAAACAUCACAUAUAUAUAUUUUUUAAUGCCAGCUACAACUCAAAUUCCUUCAGGAUAAUGAUAAUAAACUUGAACUUUAACUUCAAGUUGCUGACACUCUAUUUGUUGUCUUCAUUGCAGCGACCUUGAACAACAGUGCAUCAACUACCUUUUCAGGUAAGGGUAUUUUGCGUAAUUUGAAGGAUAAAUCUAUGAAAAGCCUUAAUUUAUCUGAACACUGAGUCUUUGAAAGGCUCUGUUUACAUUUGUGUAGAUUUGUUAAAUUUUUCCAGUUGAUGAAAAAGUUUUUCUCAAAACACUUUUUAUAUCAAGUUUCAUGAUCAAUGUUUGUACAUUCAGAAAUGAGACUGAAUUGAUCUUAAAACACCCCAAAUUUAAUCUGAAUCAUCCAUUUUGAAUGAGGAUGAACUGCAAGCUGCAUCUCUCCCAUUAGAGGCUAAUUUCAGCCUGUCUCUGUCUCUGUCAGUGUGCUGCUGCUUAGCAUUGCUGCUCAUCCAACAGGUAAGAAUGACCCUGUGCAGGUGGAUCAUUAUGCUGAGGUCAGAAGAGCUGUAAUGUUAAAAUGUGGAGGCCUUAAUUCAAACUAAUAAAUGUUAUAAAAUUAUUAGAUCCUGAAUAAGAAGCCAAGGUAUGUUUGCUGUGUAAUUCUGUCAGAGUGAAAAAAACACAAUCUGCAUUUUCAAACAGGUGUGUGUCUCUCUGCAGGUGACCUCACAGCUGCUCUGGAGUUUCCCUCCCUACAGUCUUACACUUUCCACUGUGGCUGCUGUGCAAGGUGAGAGCUCUCAGUCUUAUUUUUACCUCUCUAUUUUUGCAAGAUCUGCUGUGAAUAUUUCUCAUGUAUAUAAAAAGAUAAUUAGGUUGGUCUUUUUAGAUAAAUGUGAGCCAUGCUGGUUGAAGUAAAUUGCACAGUAUGAAAAUAGAACAUUCCUUGGAUGCCCGAUUGUCUCUGGAAGUUUAUUAGAUUAUAUAAAAUUUGAAGAUGUGAAGAAACAGAAUAACUUUUGCACCAUCAUAGUUAAAUCAGAGAGGCAUGAACGUAAUGUGCUGCAGCACAGCAAAUAUGUUUGCAUUUGGGGCAUUUAUUUUUCAUCUUAAAGCGGGUUAAACAGGAACAUUGAUCUGAAUGUCAGGGGUCACCUUGAAAUGAUAGUCCCUGCUGGAUUAGGAAAUACUUGGUUGAUGGAUGGAACACAGGACUCAUGAGGAUGGAUGUAAGUCGUAUGCGCUGGAAACAGCUAUGAGGAUUCUUAAGGUGUGCUCAACCCUUUCUUUAUUAGAAAAAUUGGUAUGAUUGAACCGACCUAAAUCAAGUCAGAAGUAAAUCCAUUUUAGUUAAAUGUGAGGUUAAGUGUUCUUCGUGAUAGCAGUGAUUUGUUUCAGGAUCAAAGAGGAAGAGUCGUACAUAGUUUGAAUGUCAAUUUUUUUUAUUCUCAUAUUUUAUAAUCUUGUGUCUUCACAGCGCUCUGCUCGGGUUUCUGUUGCUGUUGGCCACCAUCAAACUAAAAACUGGUUUAUCACUUGAGCAUUUAAGGGUCUGGAUCUUUCUAUCCAAGGUAAUCUUUGAUCACAUACAGUUUAUAUUCAACCGAGGGCUUCAAAUCUUUCAUCACAACUCCAGUGAGGCAUCCAAACUAAAUGGUCUUUUGUUUUUUUUUCCUUUCAGGUUACUGCCAUGUGCCUUUCUCCAUUAAUCUUUGACAUGAACAUUAACACUCUGUCUCUGAUUUGGUGAGUUUCUCUCCCUCAUUACAGAUAAUAAAGUUCAAAAGUACAGUAAAGUUUGUUAAACAAAAGGAAGUUUCUAAUUUAUAGUAAAGAUUGUUAAACGUCUAUUCUUCUGUUUAUUCCCAGCGUACUCCUCAGUCACGUUGCAGAGGCUCUGCUGGUUUAUUCUGACAGAGAAUCUCAGACAUGAUGACCUCCUCAUAUUGACAGCCUUUACUAAAGAGAUUAUUGUUUCUAUGAAGAGUAUUUUAUUUUCUCACUUUGUUUUUGUAAAUUCUGAUCUUUGCACUGUUAACCUGCUGACCAAAUAAAGCCAUCUCUCUACAUAAA